Molecule: messenger RNA, 895 nt
Organism: Oryzias melastigma (Indian medaka)
Lineage: Eukaryota; Metazoa; Chordata; Actinopteri; Beloniformes; Adrianichthyidae
Gene: mrpl11
Product: mitochondrial ribosomal protein L11
Exons: 6
Coding region: 229-816 (195 amino acids)
Biological process (GO): translation
Cellular component (GO): ribosome; mitochondrial large ribosomal subunit
Molecular function (GO): large ribosomal subunit rRNA binding; structural constituent of ribosome
Source: RefSeq, a predicted model, not a curated record
AGCAGGGGGCGCCGCUCACAUUUGCAACAACAAACAUCAUUUUGAAUUUCCAACAUGUCUGCGCCCUGAAGGAUGCGGCUGAAGGCGUGAAGGUGCAGGACAAGAGUCGAUAAACGCUACACUGACAUGACACGGGAUUUUGGGGGACGAUAAAGAUACAACAGAAUAUUUUAGGGAGGCAUUUUCAGUUGAUGGACUCUUAGCCGACUUGGAAGCAGAUUGACCAGGAUGUCAAAGAUCUCCAAGGCCGCCAAAGCCGUAAAGAAAUUGGAUACAGGGAAUGUAAUCCGAGCUAUCGUAAGGUCAGGACAAGCAGCUCCUGGACCCCCACUUGGCCCCAUCCUUGGACAGAAAGGAAUCCCCAUCGGACAGUUCUGCAAGGACUUCAAUGAGAAAACCAAGGAGCUAAAGGAGGGCAUUCCUCUGCCAGUCAAGAUCCACGUGAAGCCUGACAGGACAUAUGACCUGAAGAUCGGCCAGCCUACUGUGUCGUAUUUCCUCAAGCAAGCGGCUGGGAUUGCUAAAGGUGCCAGCAAAACAGGCCAUGAGGUGGCAGGGAUCGUUUCUGUGAGGGCCGUGUACGAAAUCGCUCAGGUGAAAGCUCAGGAUGAGUGCUUCAAACAGAGGAACACCCCCCUCCAGACGGUCGUCAAAUGCAUCAUCGGCUCAGCGCACUCUCUGGGCAUUAAAGUGGUCAACGACCUUUCAGCAGACGAAUACAAAGUCUUCCUGGAGCAGAGAGAGGAGAAGCUAAAGGCAGACGCUGUUGCAGCUGCAGCCGCUGCAGCAGAAGCUGCAUCCAGCAAGAAGAAAUGAGGAGCUGCAAUGUUCUAGCUUUGUUCAUUUACCACCUUCAUGUUGUUCCUGUCUUAAUAAACACUCAUUUAUAACACAA